AUGCAACACCUCGUUGACUUCGCCGGGAGGAAGUCGGCGCACAACCUCAUCCUCCGCGACAUGCUCAUGCUCGAGAACCAAAUCCCGCUCUUCCUCCUCCGCAGGAUCCUCGAGCCCCAGUGCGCGUACCCCGGCGAGGCCGGCGAGCUGCUCCCGCGGAUGGUCACUGGGCUCAUGAAGGAGCUCUGCCCGUUCAAGAUGGUGGACACGUUCCCCGCGAUUGAAGUCAGCAAGAACGCACACCUGCUCGAGGUGCUCUACUAUCUGCUUGUGCCCAAGCCAUGA
This is a messenger RNA of Miscanthus lutarioriparius, 285 nucleotides long. Lineage: Eukaryota; Viridiplantae; Streptophyta; Magnoliopsida; Poales; Poaceae. The record is from the annotation of a GenBank genome assembly.